This is a messenger RNA of Haliotis rufescens (red abalone), 2447 nucleotides long. RefSeq lists its product as uncharacterized. NCBI's taxonomy places the organism in Eukaryota, Metazoa, Mollusca, Gastropoda, Lepetellida, Haliotidae. Gene Ontology annotation, cellular component: membrane. The coding region runs from base 55 to 1359 and encodes 434 amino acids. The transcript has 10 exons. Gene Ontology annotation, biological process: cell communication. The record is from RefSeq and is a predicted model, not a curated record.
GCGGAAACACUGGUGGCCUCAGCUAGAGAGACGGACUGAUACUAGCGUCUUGCCAUGGUGGGGAUGUGCGGCCGCCGUGCCUUCUGGGUUCUAUUUUUCUGCGGAUUUCUCGGAGCAAAGGCGCAGUACACGUGUCACUGUAAGACGCAGUGUCCUGCGGAGUCUGACAACCUCCCAUCAGCAGUCUGCCAGGAAGGAUGCGCGCGUGGGUUCUACGGAAUGCACUGUCAGAACAGAAACGUUGCCCUGGAGAGAAGGGCUUGGCAAGUCAGUACGUAUACAGAUUUCUUAAGGCGUUUCGGGAAAUUGGGUAAAUCUAUCCCCAAUACACCGGAUAGAGCAGUCGACGGAAACGCAAAUACGUUCUACUCGCGGCGUUCGUGUACACAUACAGGCUUAACCGAGACGGCACCCUACUGGACGGUGGAUCUUGGUCAAGCGUAUGACUUGUACAGAAUGGUCAUAUAUCAGAGGAGUACACUAACCGAACGUUUGACCGGUUUCGAGGUGAAGGUUGAUGGCAGACGGUGUUAUCGAUGGGAAAGCGAAGAGGCUCCACCCAUUCGGAUACCCCUAAACUGCGUUCAACCAAUGAGAGGCCAAAACGUCACAGUAGACUUGCCAAAGCGGGAAGACGGUGCCUUACAGAUUCUCACGUUAUGUGAGGUUUUAGUGUUCGCCUGCAACGACUACUGGUUCGGUGAGCAAUGUGAGAAGACCUGCCGCUGCCGUGACCCCCGGGAGAUAUGUAACAAGGUCACAGGUCAAUGCGACAGCGGUUGCGCAAGCGGCUUCAAAGGUGCCGACUGUCAACAAGUUUCAGGAACCAAUCAGGGCGCAUCGAUAAGUCCACGCCCAGGUAUUUCAGGAACCAAUCAGGGCGCAUCGAUAAGUCCCCGCCCAGGUAGAAUCAGCCAGGCCACGUCCAUAGACUUAAUAGGAGGAGUUACCCAGGGACCAGACCCGGGGUCCAGCAACGGUGGCGGGAAUGUCAUGAAUCAACCUACAAGUGGCCAAAUAACAGCUAUAACCUUUGCCGUUAUCAUCGCCCUGGUAGCUGCUAUUUCAUCUCUCCUGUAUUUUCUGAGAUGGAGACAAUCUAAGAGGACCGCGACCCCCGACAGUCAUUAUGAAGACCUCAGUAGGCCGGACGCUCCCGAACACAGAUAUGUGACAAUGUCAGAUGUCGUGCGGAAGCAGAGUACAAACUCAGUGGUCAAGGUCAAGACUGAUACCGAGUCUAAAUGCAGAGACAGUGAGAACCAUUAUGACUAUGUGGUGGACAGCGAAGCGUUUCCUGAAGACCAGGGGUACUUAGUUCCUAUUGGAGGGAUAAAUGCUCCUAGUGCCAAGGAAUAGGAAUCAGACACAAGGAGACGAGACAUAUUUCUCGCACAGCGUAGUUUUCACCGAGAAUCUGGAAAUCUAAACUUGUCGUUAUUGCGAAUGAGUUACUUUGGUGUAUUGCCGCUCUGAGCAGUAACAUCAUAGAGUGUCAGCUCAAAGUUGGAGUGAGAGAGUAAGUAAAUGAGUAUGGUUUUACGCCGCUUUUAGCAAUGUUCCAGCAUUAUCACGGCGGGGGACACCAGAAAUGGGCUUCACACAUUGUACCCAUAUUGGGAAUCGAACCCGGGUCUUCGAUGUGACGAGUGAACGCUUUAACCAUUAGUUACCCCCCACACCAUUAAAGUUGGAGGAAAGCAUGAAAUGAUACAGGCCUCACCACUUUGGUCACGCCUAGGAACACGUGUAUGCUGCUGACAAACCAAGGCAAGCAUAGACAGUUCGGCCUCCCAUCCCCUCUAUUGUUACAGCUGCGAUCUAGGGAGAUCCGUAUUGAAUGAAACUCGCUGCUGCCAAAUCUCCACGUGGUCCAACUAACUGUAUACAACUAGUUGUACCGUGUGAAUGCUCCUUUUUAGAAGUAGUAAUCUGCAUCGGAUUGUAUUAAGAGUUUUGUUAAUUUGAAUAAAGACACAGCAAUGCAGCCAUUUUAUUUGAUCACCACAUGUGUGUAAUAUUGAGGACGGUUUGCCGCCAAGAGUGAAUGACACAACAGGGACACCAUCAGAUGACGUGAUGAUAGAGGGUUUGACUGAUUACGCAUCAGUGGCUGAAUGAUAUCAGAUGCAAUUCCUUGCACCAUAUGUUCCCCUGUCUUUUCGAUGAUCAAUUGACUUGCCUUUGCAUGUGUUUGUGACGGAAGCCACCGAUGGGGCAGGAAUCGCUCACCUUUUCGCGAACACAUAGUAUCGAGUCUAUUUGAUUGUGCUUCAUAAACAAAUGCUCGUGACAUAGUUGGAAUCGUACAAUUUGGUAAAGAUUAUGGAAAGGUUUGUCGCUUUGAUUUGUAUAGUGCUAUAUGAGGUCACAUGAGGGCAAACGAGAAACAGAGUCGUCUCCGAGACUAGAUGAACAAAAGUGAAAUAAAGCAGUGCAGAUAUUUU